Messenger RNA from Desarmillaria tabescens, 890 nucleotides. RefSeq lists its product as uncharacterized. The annotation marks the transcript as partial. NCBI's taxonomy places the organism in Eukaryota, Fungi, Basidiomycota, Agaricomycetes, Agaricales, Physalacriaceae. The record is from RefSeq and is a predicted model, not a curated record. The transcript has a single exon.
CAUGGCUAUCUUCACAAGCUGUAGUAUUCGCGAGAUCUUAUCUUAUCGAGUGCUUAGACUCGAUAUGCAAGGAAAUGUUCCACACUCGCUACUAGUACUACUACUAUACUAGUACGCGGCAACAGACGCUCGUGGCUGUGCGCUUGACCUUCAGCUCAACUUCGCCUUCUCCUGUCGCCUAUGGAUAUGGGUCUUGCGUCAGUGAUCGUCGGCCUGACGGAGCUCGCCCAAACCAUUGUCAGGUACUUCAAAGAUAUGCAAGAUCUACCUAAACCUUCUGCCGAUACCAACUAUGCCCAAUACCAUGUUUCUGGUUUCAUAGGCUUUGGCGCUGCUACAGGCUCACUGUUUCCUGUCGAAAUGGUGUCCUUCACUCCUCGCGGUUGCCAGAUGCUUACGUUGUGUCGCUGUCAUAGGCCGGGCAUCGCUACAGGCACACUGUUUGUCAUUCAAACGAUGGGCUUCAUCAUUUGCGGUUUCCUGAUACCUGCGUUUCGUGGUUUUCAUAGGCUUGGGCGCUGGUACAGGCACACUUUCUCUAGUCAUAAUGGUGUGUUUGUUUCCUCACCAUUGCCCAACACCUCCGUUGUGUCGCUGUCAUAGGCUCGAGCACCGCUACAGGCACGCUGUUUGUUAUGCAAAUGGUGGCUUGGUUGUGUGUGGUUGUUCGACACCCGCAUUCGUUGGUUUCCACAGGCUAAGGCUUGGGCUCUGCUGUACAGGCGCACUGUCCGGUGAAAUGGUGUGCUUCGUCUGUCAUGUUCGCCUGAUGCCUGCGCUACCCGGUUGUUACGUCCGCUGGUGGUCUCCUUUAUGAAGGAUCUCACCAGUCUGGUGGUACUCGGUGUUUCGUUCGCAGGCAGUCUCUUUUUCGAAGGAGCUUGCCUGUU